AUUAACAUCCUUUUCUCACGCUUACAGUUCUUUAUAGUUGCACUACUGAACUGGGGCAAUAAGUUAGAGUGAAAAAAUAUACUUGCCUCAUUUUAAUGUAUUGCACCAGUUCAACAGUGCAGAUAUAAAGAACAGACCAAAUGAUAAUCAUAAAUAUUUGAAACAGAUGGAAUGCAGACUACACGAUUUCUGAUUGGUUGGCUUUGAAGCCCCGAACACAAUGCAAGGAACAGGCAAUAAGAAUAGGGAAUAGGAUCGUCUGUUUCCUUUCAGCGCACAGUGGCCCUAUUCUUAUUGCCUGUUCUUUGCAUUGUGUCGGGGCUUUAUUCCUAUCGCACCAUUGUGUGGCGAGUGGCGAUAAUAUUUCUAUUCUAUCGGUAUUUCCCUGUAUUCAUCGGUAUCACCUGUUCCUAUCGAUAUCACCUCCUAUUGUGCAAAAUACUUCAGUGUUCAGUGAUGCCAGAAACAGUUCUCGAUAGUAUGCGAUAAUAUGUGGUGAGGGUGGGAGUGAGGAUGAUCUCCUGACGCAUACAAGGUACACGUGUCCAUAUGCGCACACGGAUACGAUGUGUAACUUGUGUGCGUCACGAGCCACCCUCACUUUAUCUCCAUCACAUACUACCGUGCUAUCGAAGCCCGUUUCUGGCAACAACAAGAAUCUGGCGUACAGUAAUCGCUGCGUGUGACGCAAGAAAACGUUAGUUGCUAAUGCGCGAUCAGUUUGUUUCUGAAAACGGUGACAUGAAUCGUCAGAAAACGAAAUCCAAAGCACGCAAAAGAGGUGCUGCCUCGCACGAAAUCAAUGAGUCCCAUCAGACUAGUGGCAUACUUAAAUGUUGCACGUGCAACAACUUCUUUCAAGACAUUAUAAAUUUCAUAUAUCAUAUAUCAUAUCAGCAUAAGAAGCAGAAUUGUGAAUAUAUCUUUAACGCGUUAGCUGGUAGAACUCCAUUCAAUUCUAAUGCGGCAACUAUUAAGUCACAAAACAUCGAUAAUUCCAUUCACGCGGAUGUAAGUAACGAAAAGACUCAAUUAUUGAAUCGAUUUCCGGCGAAGAUAUGGUUUACAAAUAUGAUUUGUAAAACAUGUUAUCAAACAUUUUCAACAAAAAAGACGUUCACAUUUCACAUGAAAACCGCGCAUGGACCCAUUAACUUAGUCAAAUGGCAUUUCUGCCCUUUCUGCAAAAACAAAUUCAUAAAUACAAGCGGUGUAGAGCGACACUUGUUGAAAGUGCAUAAGAAGACUGAAGAAGAAGUACGUCAGUUAAGACCGCAUAUUCAGAUAAAAGAGUUGCCACAACAAUUCCAGCAGCAGGCAGUAACUCCUGCUUUGGCGAUGGUGCCGACUUCACUGCCGCGACAUUGGUCCCAGCAGCGGACGACAGCUGCUGCUUCGGCGAUGGUGCCGACUUCACUGCCGCGGCAUCGGUCCAAACGGCGGACGACAGUUGGUGCUUCGACGAUGGUGCCAAUUUCACUGCCGCAGCAGCAGUCCCAGCGACAGACGACAACUACUGCUUCGGCGAUGGUGCCGACUUCACUGCCGCGGCAUCGGUCCCAGCAGCGGACGACAGCUGGUGCUUCGGCGAUGGUGCCAACUUCACUGCCGCGGCAUUGGUCCCAGCGGCGGACGACAGCUGGUGCUUCGGCGAUGGUGCUAACUUCACUGCCGCAGCAGCAGUCCCAGCGACAGACGACAACUACUGCUUCGGCGAUGGUGCCGAUUUCACUGCCGCGGCAUCGGUCCAAGCGACGCACGACAGCUGGUGCUUCGGCGAUGGUGCCAACUUCACUGCCACAGCAGCAGUCCCAGCGACAGACGACAGCUACUGCUUCGGCGAUGGUGCCGACUUCACUGCCGCGGCAGCGGUCCCAGCGGCGGACGACAACUGCUUCAGCGAUGUAUUUUCCAUAGAAUUUGCAUAUCAAUUAAUUAUCUUAUAACAGUUAAAAAUUACUCAGCAUAGUAAUAACGGUAACCAGGUUUUCAAACAAGUUGCAGUGAUUAUCAACUGGUAUUAAUAAUUGUCUAUUGUAAUAAUAUUAUAUGUAAUAAAACGUAAUGGAAUAAACAAGGAAAAGUAUGGAGAAAUAUCUACUUGUGCAUUGUAAAAUGUAAAAAUACAAAUAAACAGCUUAUUUCAGUAAGUAAACUUUAUUAUGUGUAAUAAAUAUUCAAUUUAUGUAUAAUAUAUAUUCGAUGUUUGUAAUAAUGUGAAGAAUAAAUUGCUUAACUUUGAA
Ooceraea biroi (clonal raider ant) is the source of this 2243-nucleotide messenger RNA. RefSeq lists its product as uncharacterized. NCBI's taxonomy places the organism in Eukaryota, Metazoa, Arthropoda, Insecta, Hymenoptera, Formicidae. The record is from RefSeq and is a predicted model, not a curated record.